Messenger RNA from Mesorhabditis belari, 516 nucleotides. Lineage: Eukaryota; Metazoa; Nematoda; Chromadorea; Rhabditida; Rhabditidae. The record is from the annotation of a GenBank genome assembly.
AUGCUUUCCCUCUUCCAAUUUGCUGCCUUUGCCAGCAAGUUGGCCACAUUGGCGUAUCGAGCGAAAUGCGUGAAAUCACCAAGUAUUUUGCUGAGAGACGGAUCAUUUCCACCGAUUUUGCCACACAAUCCUUGGGGAUUUCACGAAUUGAUCUUCUACCGACCAGUCUCUUUAUGGAGUGACGCUGAUGUGGAUGAUGAUGAAUUCUUGUUAUUAAGAGCUCUUCUUUUAUGCUCUACUCCUGCUGAUCUCCCCGAAUUCGCCAUGAAAGAACUAGAGAAAACGAAGCUCCGUUUUGCGAGAACCCUUUUCGCGUAUGAGGCGACAAAGCUCGGGCCAACAAAAGGAGCUGAACGCUUUCAACUCCUUCUCUCCACGUUAAAUUCAUGGAUCUUGUUAACAGCAAAGCACAAAGAAUUAUAUGUGAUGGGGAGAUAUCGAGCACUCAAAAGAGGACCACCCGAGAGUCUUUUUCCUGCUUAUGUUGAUCCACUUGUCGUUGAAUUGAUGUCUGGU